AUGCCCAACAUAGCGAAAGAGAUUUGCAAAAAUAUUCGGAAGGUGGAUUUAAAACCGGAUGAUCUUCUUUCGAGUGGUAUUCUGUUCGAAGGAUCGUUAAGAACAAAUCAAAGCAAACUUUACAACAUACUAGAAAAAAAACAGUUAAUACGUCAAUUAACAUCAGACAUACCGACAAAAAUCGAAUUAACUUCUGAUAAAAGGUUAUUCAUAGAAGAUUUUAUGCUUUAUGAAGACGCAAGAUUUCCAAAGGUUAUAAAAUCUGAGGAAAGUUAUUUUCACGAACUAUUCUCUUUUAUGAAUGCGGUAAAAAAAAUUUGGAAGAAAUCGUCAUACCAAAAUCGGGAUCCAGCGAUCAAUGAAAGGACUUAUUCACAUAAUUUUGUGAAUAGUUUAAUCGAAUUUGUUUUUUUAAACACAAAUGUCGAAAUGCGAUGGGACGGUUCACCAUGCCAAUCGACCAAAUUUAGAGAUAUUAAAGGCGAUGGUCCUAUUCGAUAUCCGGACAUGUUCUCUUACGUUAGAAAUGAUUUCUACGAUCACAGCUACGAAUUUUUUUUUGCUGAGAUAUCAUAUGGUCCGUUUUCAUUAGAUAAUGAAGACCACAUCGGGGAGGAUUUUACUAGGUUGGCAAAGUUCGGAAAUGAUGCAUUAAAUCAUUUUUAUUUUUUUGUAAAGAAAUUUCAGGAAAACGAACAAAUAAUUAAACUAUUAGAUGACUUAAAAAUCAUUUUAGUCCAUUUUUAUGAUAUGAAAAUGAACGUCUAUAUUAUGGACCGAAACUGUGGACCGUUUCGAAAAAUGGUACCAUAUCUAACGAUCAAGUUACCGAUUAUAAUGUGCGAUCUUCGUAAAUCGACUGAUAAUUCUAUUAAUCUGUGCGAACAUUUAAAUUUUAUAAAUAGUCUAAGUAUUCAAAUAAUUAGUAUGGUCAAUGACAUGGUAAAACGAAGACAGUUACUAGAAGAAACAAAAAUAAGUGAUAAUGAUACUAUAACUUCUGUUUUCACGCCUGAAAGCUGA
This is a messenger RNA of Dentiscutata erythropus, 1023 nucleotides long. The record is from the annotation of a GenBank genome assembly. NCBI's taxonomy places the organism in Eukaryota, Fungi, Glomeromycota, Glomeromycetes, Diversisporales, Gigasporaceae.